Molecule: messenger RNA, 2374 nt
Organism: Portunus trituberculatus (swimming crab)
Lineage: Eukaryota; Metazoa; Arthropoda; Malacostraca; Decapoda; Portunidae
Product: syntaxin-like
Exons: 9
Coding region: 291-1163 (290 amino acids)
Biological process (GO): intracellular protein transport; vesicle fusion; exocytosis
Cellular component (GO): SNARE complex; endomembrane system; plasma membrane
Molecular function (GO): SNARE binding; SNAP receptor activity
Source: RefSeq, a predicted model, not a curated record
GUCCCUGUGUGUCCUCACCUCAUAUCAGCCCCCACGGUAUCUCUCUCUCACUUACUCACUCGCUCACUGACUCUUCCCACACUCACCACUGUACGUACGAGAGACUUACUUGUAAAGGCCACAGGGGAAAGACUUGACGUGUUUGAAGUGCGAUUGAAAUGUAAGAAGUGAGAGAGAAUUUAGUGUGGUUUGGAAAUAUAGAUAGAAAAAAGAAGUUUGCUUUGAAGUGACUUUUUUUUCUGUGUUCUGUGAUUGUUUUAAGGAAGUGAAGGAGUGAAGUGGAGUGAAAAAUGAUACGUGACAGAUUAGCGGAACUGAGAAAGGCUCAGGAUGACCUGGACGAGGGUGCCACGGUGGAGCUCAAGGUGGAGAUCACGGCGGAAGAGGCCUCCAGGAACCGCUUCUUCUCUCAGAUCGAGGAGGUGACGGAGGGAAUAAGGAAGAUUGAAGCCGCAGUGAACCAGGUUCGAAAGAAACACAGCGAAAUAUUAUCCUCCACCGACAGUGAUGAUGGGAUCAAGAAGGAGCUGGAUGACCUCAUGGCGGACAUCAAGAGAACAGGAGCCAAGGUCAACGCCAAACUGAAAGAGAUCGCCCCGCAGGAUGUAGACAAGGAGGACAGGUUCGGCGCGGACAUACGGAUUCGGCGCUCCCAACACGCGGCGGCCACCAGGCAGUUCGUGGAGGCGAUGACGCAAUACCACCACGUGCAGGAGGAGUACAGGGACAAAUGCAAGGACAAGAUACACAGGCAGCUACGGAUUACCGGCAAGGACCCCACGGAGGAGGAACUGGACGAAAUGCUGGAGAAGAACAACAUCGACAUCUUCACACAAGGAAUCAUGAUGGAGACAGCACAGGAGCGGCAGCGGUUGGCAGACAUUGAGGAACGCCACCAGGAGAUAAUGAAGUUAGAGAAUUCCUUGCGAGAACUGCACGAUUUGUUUAUGGACGUGGCAGUGUUAGUGCAGAGUCAGGGCGAGACCAUUGACAACAUAGCGGCCCAUGUGUGCAGUGCGAAGGACUUUGUGGAGGAUGCGAAGGUGGAGACAAGCCAGGCACUCCAAUACCAGAAGAGUGCGAGGAAGAAAAUGAUAAUCUGUGGCAUCAUCGGUGUGGUGAUCGUGGUGAUCCUGCUUGUGGUGAUUAUAGUGAGCGUCUAGCCAUGUCAGGUCACCAAGUUAAGGUCACCACACCACCUGGAUCACCGAGAGGUCAGAAAGUCACAAGGACACUGAGGUCAAGAGUUACCUGGUUUAAAUUCAUCAAGUCAGUUACCAGGUUAAGGUCACUAGGUUAAGGUCACCAAGUUAAGGUCACUAGUCAAGGUCAAUAUUCACGGGGUCUCCAGAUCAUAAAGGUUACAAGCAACAGAGGUCACCAAGUCAAGGCCACAAAGUCAAGAUGGUCACAAGCCACGAGGUCACCAAGUCAAAAAGGUUACCAAGUCAAGAAAGUCACCAGAUCAAGAAGGUCACCAAGUCAAGGUCACCAGGUCAAGAAGAUCACCAAGUCAAGAAGAUUACCAAGUCAAGAUGGUCACCAAGUCAAGACGGUCACCAAGUCAAGAUGGUCACCAAGUCAAGACGGUCACCAAGUCAAGAUGGUCACCAAGUCAAGACGGUGACCAAGUCAAGACGGUCACCAAGUCAAGACGGUCACCAAGUCAAGAUGGUCACCAGGUCAAGAAGGUCACCAAGUCAAUAAAAUCACCAAUUUCUAAAGGUCACAAGCCACAAAGAAUCACUAGUCAUGAAGGUCACCAAGUCACCAAGUCUCACAAAUUAAAAAGGCCACCAUUUCUUAAGAUCACCAAGCUCAAGGUCACCAGGUCAAGUUCCAGUUCAAGAUCACCAGGUCAAUCACAAACUAAAUGGGUCACCAAAUUAACAAGGUCACUAGGAACAAGAUAACCAAUAAAUCACCAAGACAGAAAGGUCAUCAGGUCAAUGAGGUCACCAGGAAGGAUAAAAUGAACGAGUCUCCAAGUUAAGGUCAAUAGGAACCCCAGAAUCUACUAGGUCAAAUUCACCAUGUCAGUAGGUCAAAUGAUAAGGUCACCAGGUCAGGUCACCAGGUCAGGAUAGAUAACAGGUAUCUUAAUUGAUGUAUUUAAAAGGUUGUCUUUCAUAAAAUCACACAAAAAGAAAAAAAAAGGUCAAAUAUUUGUGAUUAUAAUGUAUAUAUGAUUAUUUAUUUACACAAUGAGAUUUUUCCCUUUUAUUCAUUAAGUUACAACAAUGGUGCUCACUUUUCUCGUUAUUUUUUUCUUAUUUUUUUCUUAUUUCUAUUAUUAUUAUUAUUCAGUGUGUAUCUUUUUUUUUUAUUAAGUUUGCCUUGUUAUUUAUUUUUACCAUUUUCUUUCUUUUAUUUC